AUGGCUGCCUCCAGGCUCCUCCGACCAGCAGCCCGCCUGCUGUCAGCUUCCCGCCCAGCAGCUCCUGCUUUCCGACCCGCGUUCCGCCCUGCCGCUGCUUCGCCGUCAAUCGUCGCCAGGAGAUACGCCUCCGAUGGUGGUAGCAAGGAGAUGACGGUGCGAGACGCGCUCAAUGAGGCCAUGGCCGAGGAGAUGGAGGCAAACGACAAGGUCUUCGUGCUGGGUGAGGAGGUUGCGCAGUACAACGGAGCGUACAAGGUCACAAAGGGUCUGCUCGACCGCUUCGGUGAGAGGAGGGUAAUCGACAGCCCCAUCACCGAAUCUGGUUUCGCCGGUCUCUGUGUGGGCGCUGCAUUGGCGGGCCUGCACCCCGUUUGCGAGUUCAUGACCUUCAACUUCGCCAUGCAGGCUAUUGACCAGAUCAUCAACUCCGGCGCAAAGACGCAUUACAUGUCUGGCGGUAUUCAGCCCUGCAACGUCACCUUCCGCGGUCCUAACGGCUUCGCUUCCGGUGUCGCCGCUCAGCACUCUCAGGAUUACACUGCGUGGUACGGAAGCAUUCCGGGAUUGAAGGUCGUCGCACCGUACAGCUCCGAGGAUGCAAAGGGUCUGUUGAAAGCGGCCAUCCGGGAUCCUAACCCGGUUGUCGUCCUGGAGAACGAACUCCUAUACGGUCUCUCCUUCCCCAUGAGCGAAGCCGCCCAAAAAGACGACUUCGUGAUUCCCCUCGGAAAAGCCAAGAUUGAGCGCCCCGGAAAGGACCUCACCAUGGUCACCCUCUCCCGCUGCGUCGGCCAAUCCCUCGUCGCUGCCGAGCAGCUCAAGUCCCAAUACGGCGUCGAGGCCGAAGUCAUCAACCUGCGCUCCAUCAAGCCCCUGGACGUCGAAGCCAUUAUCAAGUCCAUCAAGAAGACGGGCCACCUCCUCGUCGUCGAGUCCGGAUACCCGUCUUUCGGUGUUGCGUCCGAGAUCAUGGCGCUUGCCUGCGAGUAUGGCUUCGACUACCUCAAGGCGCCGCCGGCCCGUGUCACUGGUGCCGAAGUCCCCACUCCGUACGCGCAAAAGCUAGAGGAGAUGAGCUUCCCUACCGAUCAGCUGAUUACAAGCUAUGCAGCGAAGUUAUUGCGCGUAUAA
Didymosphaeria variabile is the source of this 1134-nucleotide messenger RNA. RefSeq names its product pyruvate dehydrogenase E1, beta subunit (gene PDB1). Gene Ontology annotation, molecular function: pyruvate dehydrogenase (acetyl-transferring) activity. Lineage: Eukaryota; Fungi; Ascomycota; Dothideomycetes; Pleosporales; Didymosphaeriaceae. The record is from RefSeq and is a predicted model, not a curated record. The coding region runs from base 1 to 1134 and encodes 377 amino acids. Gene Ontology annotation, biological process: pyruvate decarboxylation to acetyl-CoA. The transcript is spliced from 5 exons.